GGCAUGCCCCGGGCAUGCUUUAAACUAAAAGACAUACUUCCAGGGUACUUAUGUCCUGCAAAUCCGGACCCCUCCGGAUUUGUAGGAUAUAAGAGUACUCUACUUCCAGUAGAGGCAUGUCUAAAAAUUUUUUU
Molecule: messenger RNA, 134 nt
Organism: Racocetra persica
Lineage: Eukaryota; Fungi; Glomeromycota; Glomeromycetes; Diversisporales; Gigasporaceae
Source: the annotation of a GenBank genome assembly